Messenger RNA from Dendroctonus ponderosae (mountain pine beetle), 1733 nucleotides. Its product is annotated as glutathione S-transferase 1. NCBI's taxonomy places the organism in Eukaryota, Metazoa, Arthropoda, Insecta, Coleoptera, Curculionidae. The transcript has 3 exons. The record is from RefSeq and is a predicted model, not a curated record. Gene Ontology annotation, molecular function: glutathione transferase activity. Gene Ontology annotation, biological process: glutathione metabolic process. The coding region runs from base 1027 to 1683 and encodes 218 amino acids.
CUAAAACACAGUAGUUCUGAAAAAAAACUUUUAAUCCACCACUACCUGCAAUCGGUUUUGAUAUAGUCUUAGACUGAAGAACUUUUCAGCCCUGUUUUACUGAAAAACGUGMAAGCUUUCAGCUCUUAGAACGAGUUGAAAAGUGAACGAUGUUCAAAUUUCCUUGCUAUUAGUGCAUGGUCUGAUUUUMCAGAGCUUCUCAAGUUUGAUGCACAACAAUGUUGGGAGUUGCAUUUUAAAGAGAAAUUUAAAAUUUUCAAAAGGGGCAAAAAUGUGUUGAUCCCGAUCCUUUAAAGUAUCAUGAAAUCGCUUAAAAUAUGGAGAAACAUCUUAAACCGGAAAGUAAUUGUAAUUUCCUUGCAAGUACUGGAGGAGCUUUAUUUUAAAAAGAUCUCAUCUUAGCAUGAAAAAUCGUUGAAUUGUGAUAUAAAAACAGCAAACUUCUAAGUGAAAAAUUCAGUGUAUUUUCUAGUAAGCAAGUCAAAAGCUCAAUUUGCCUGGAGUUUUCGAACUGGAGGCUGCAAACUAUUAAAUAUUCUCAGUCAACAAACGAUAAUUUCCGGACAAUCAGUAUAGAACCCGMUURAUUCGCAGAAUUCCAAGUUGCGUCUGCAACAGCGUUCAAUUUUCCAUGCCRAUUCGAACUUCAGAAACUUUGGAGSUUUGAAAAACUUCCAUUUCGAAGAUAAGAGAGUUUAUUAAUAAUUUGCCCGUUUUUGAAUACUCAUUAAUGCAAUUGAGUUAAAUAAGGACGCAUUUGCGACUCUCCUGUACUAGUUACUACGCCUAAUUUUUACGUUAUCGCCUAAUACGUAACUGGUAAAAAAAGCCGCUUAUCUAUAAUUUAUUCUUUUUCAAGCCCAUUAAAAUACCAGUUUGCACCUAAACUAUUCAAAUUCUAGGCAAUAGAUAGACUAGGGGUUUCGCAUGACCACGCUCCUGAACGUGGUUGACAAGAGUAUAAAUUGAAGUUCAUUCUAGUAAAAAUCUAGUAGCAAUAGAAACCUAAAAACGUUAGGGGAUAAAAUGGGCCUUAAACUUUACGGAGCUGAAAUCAGCCCUUGUGUUAGGGCCGUGUUGCUAACUAUCGAAGCUCUAGAAUUGAAGGGUGUGGAGUUUGUAGAUGUGGACUUGCUUAAUGGAGGCACGCAAACUGCAGCUUUUUCAGCCAUUAACCCGCUUCAAAAAGUGCCAACAAUACAAGAUGGAGACUUAAUAUUGUGGGACAGUCACGCCAUCAACGCCUACAUAGUGAGCAAAUAUGGAAAAACUGACAGUCUCUAUCCGAAAGAUCCCAAAAAGCGGGCUUUAGUUGAUGCAAUGAACUUCUUUGAUACUGGAUUUUUAUUUGCAGGACACGACGUUGCUAUAAAAUCAAUUGUUACUUCACCAACACCCACUAGUGUAGACUCCCAGAUAGCGAAACCCCUUGAAGAGGCAUAUGCUUACUUGAAUACAAUUUUAGAAAAACGUGCCUACGUCGCUGGCUCUCAGCUCACUAUCGCUGACUUUAGCAUAGCUACGACUUUAUCGUCAUCGACGAGUUAUUUACCGCUAACACCCGGCAAACAUGACAAAGUCCUGGCAUGGUACCAAACGAUUAAAUCCCUGCCGUAUUUUGCGAAAGUAAAUGCUGCUGGGUUAAAGCAAGUCAAGGAGGUUUUAAGCAAGAAACUUGCCUAAGUGCAUAUGGGUUUGAAAAUGUUUUCUCAAAGUAAAUGCAUUCAAAAUCA